CCUGCUGUUGAGCAGGAGGAACUAAUCCCAGGGACUCUGCUGCCGGCCGGCAUUUGGCGAGAUGAAGGAUCAAGGGAUAGAGACAGAGAUGUACGUAUUGGGGGGCGGGGGGAAGGCAGUCUAUUGAGGCCCCUGGCCUAGGGAGAAUUGAGGAGAGGAGAGGAGAGGUAGUACGCCGUUUGCAGAGGAGGAGAGAAUAGCGUAGAGGCAGAAAGGAGAAGAGAGAUGCUGGCAUGCUGAAGAGGGGAGGGAUGUAAACAGAAGAGGAAGAAGCAGGAAUUUAAGGAGAGAGACCCUUGUGGAGAACUGAGAAGGGGGUAGGAGAGAGAUGGUGAGCGAGGAGGGGCUGGGGCUGCUAAUAGCUCUGGCCCGUUGAAGCAGGGAUGGAGAGGAGAAAUGGAGGAAGGGAUGGCUGGAGAGAGAGAGAGAGAGAGACCGAGAAUGCACGGCCUUAGAGUGGGCGCUUCAGUGUUUGAAUAGCGGCGGUGAAAUCGUUAGCUUUAUUUAGACGUGUAAACACCCAAGUGAGCCCGGUCAAUACUGAGGGGGAGUUAUCUGCUCCACAUCGCCUCUGUUCCCAUCCCUUGUUUGUUUGCAUCUGAAUAAACGAAAAACAAGCCACGAGGAGUUUGUGAAGGGCUAAUUUUGCGGGAGGCUGUCCCUGCUUGGACCCCGUGUUCGCCUCGUGGCGAUUUGCUCUGCGUUGCCAUCAAUCACUUUUUUGGGGGGGUCACGCUAAGCCUUGUUUAAUGGUGUAAGCAUAAAAGGCUUUAAUCACCAAGUUGAAAUUAUUUCAGCAACAGCAUUGUUAAACUGUUUAUGGGUAAUGCCUUUUAACUCCGGCACAGUCCGUUCCAUCCGGCCCUUUGCAUAUAGGAAAACCAGCACAAAUUGAAACAUUAGCCACGUCCGGGGAGAUUCCUUGUCGAAUCCAGCUAGAGUAUUUGGAAGCAGAUCAUUCACGGUAAAGAGAGGUCAUUCCUUCAGUGGGAGAGAGAGGGCCUUGUAUGUUGUGGGGAAGAGGGUUUGAUUGGGAAGAGAGAGCUGGUACCUUGGUUAGUGAGUAACUCCGACCGCUUCGGAAGUACAUUUAUGCACUGCCUGGCGUGUCUUAGUGCUGUCGUGACACUGCAGCUGCGGAAAGACGUCGGGAAAGGACUUGGCGAAGCCUGGGGCCACACUAGUCGAACCAGCCCUUUGGAUAAUGUUGGACGGGAACUGGGAUCCCAUCUUUUGCAGACCUUGGAUGGUUUCAUAUUUGUUGUGGCUCCAGACGGCAAGAUCAUGUACAUUUCAGAGACGGCCUCCGUUCAUCUGGGUUUAUCACAGGUAGAGCUGACUGGAAAUAGCAUUUACGAAUACAUCCACCCUGCUGAUCACGAUGAGAUGACCGCGGUGCUCACAGCUCACCAGCCCUACCACUCUCACUUCGUGCAGGAAUACGAGAUCGAGCGCUCCUUUUUCCUAAGGAUGAAGUGCGUCUUGGCUAAAAGGAACGCGGGGCUGACCUGCGGGGGCUACAAGGUCAUUCAUUGCAGCGGCUACCUGAAGAUCCGCCAGUACAGCCUGGACAUGUCCCCCUUCGAUGGCUGCUACCAGAACGUCGGCUUGGUCGCUGUUGGCCACUCGCUGCCGCCCAGCGCGGUGACGGAAAUCAAGCUGCACAGCAAUAUGUUCAUGUUCCGGGCCAGCCUGGACAUGAAGCUCAUCUUCUUAGACUCCAGGGUGGCCGAGCUGACGGGUUACGAGCCGCAGGACCUGAUAGAGAAGACCCUUUACCACCACGUCCAUGGCUGUGACACCUUCCACUUGCGCUGCGCUCACCAUUUGCUGCUGGUGAAAGGGCAGGUGACCACCAAAUACUACCGCUUCCUGGCCAAGCACGGCGGCUGGGUGUGGGUGCAGAGCUACGCCACCAUCGUGCACAACAGCAGGUCCUCGCGGCCGCACUGCAUAGUCAGCGUCAACUACGUCCUCACGGAUACCGAAUAUAAAGGACUACAACUCUCCCUGGAUCAAGUGACAGCAACCAAGCCAUCAUUCUCAUACGCAAAUUCAACUCCAACCAUAACGGACAAUAGAAAGGGAAGCAAAUCACGGCUCUCAAGCACAAAGUCAAAAUCAAGGACAUCACCGUAUCCACAGUAUUCUGGAUUUCACACAGAAAGAUCUGAAUCUGACCAUGAGAGCCAAUGGGGUGGAAGUCCACUAACUGAUACUGCCUCUCCACAAUUAAUGGAACCUGCUGAAAGGCCAAGCUCUCAACACCAUGACGUCUCCUGUGCCUAUAGACAGUACUCAGACCGCAGCUCUCUCUGCUAUGGUUUUGCACUUGACCAUUCCAGGUUGACCGAUGAUAGACAUUUCCAUACUCAGGCCUGUGAAGGAGGCAGGUGUGAGGCUGGUAGAUAUUUCCUGGGCACACCACAGCCUGGAAGGGAUACUUGGUGGGGUUCUCGUUCAGCAUUGCCCCUGACAAAAACUUCCCCUGAAAGCAGAGAAGCAUAUGAAAACAGCAUGCCCCACAUCACUUCAGUUCACAGAAUACAUGGGAGAGGACACUGGGAUGAGGACAGUGUUGUUAGCUCCCCAGAUCCUGGUUCUGCUAGUGAAUCAGGAGACCGAUACCGUACUGAGCAGUAUCAAAGUAGUCCACAUGAGCCCAGCAAAAUUGAAACGCUAAUAAGAGCUACCCAACAAAUGAUUAAAGAGGAAGAAAACAGGCUUCAGUUACAGAAAACAACCCCUGAUCAGCUGGUCUCCAUUAAUGGAGCAGGGAAAAAGCACUCUAUUUGUUUUGCAAACUACCAGCCACAACAGUUGACAGGGGAUGUCUGCCGUGUUCCUACAGUUGCCAACACCUCUCCUUGUGAACACGUCCAGCAACGAGAUGGAAAGCUUAUGAGCCCACAUGAAAAUGACUAUGACAACAGCCCCACAACAUUGUCUAGGAUAAGCAGCCCAAAUUCCGACCGCAUUUCUAAAUCUAGUUUGAUACUAGCUAAAGACUACCUGCAUUCAGACAUGUCCCCUCAUCAAGCCACAGGGGACCAUCCAGCAGCUUCUCCAAAUUAUUACACCUCACACAGGCAGUACUUUGACAAGCAUGCUUACACGUUAACUGGAUAUGCUCUGGAGCAUCUAUAUGACAGUGAAACCAUUAGAAACUAUUCCUUGGGCUGUAAUGGAUCACACUUUGAUGUGACUUCUCACUUAAGGAUGCAGCAAGAUCCAGCACAAGGACACAAGGGGACAUCUGUUAUAAUAACCAAUGGAAGCUGAUGUUUUUUCUAAAAUAUUUUGUGCUCUAAAAAAAUCUUUGAAAUAUAAUUGGAAGAUAUAUAAGUUUUAA
Molecule: messenger RNA, 3352 nt
Organism: Caretta caretta (loggerhead turtle)
Lineage: Eukaryota; Metazoa; Chordata; Testudines; Cheloniidae
Gene: SIM1
Product: SIM bHLH transcription factor 1
Biological process (GO): regulation of transcription by RNA polymerase II
Molecular function (GO): RNA polymerase II transcription regulatory region sequence-specific DNA binding; protein dimerization activity; DNA-binding transcription factor activity, RNA polymerase II-specific
Source: RefSeq, a predicted model, not a curated record